GGAUACUCCGUGAGCGGAACCUCCUCUUCUCUGUCUGUGUUCCAGUCAGGAUGAAGUAGUUUCCGGGCGUCAGGUUGCCAGCAGUAAACAUGGCGGAGGAGCUGCUGGAAGCAGUGGACAGACUUCAGUCUCGGCUCCACGAGAACCCGGAGCCUCGGAAGCUACUGAAGACGCUCAAAAGACUUGGGGAGCUUCCUAUGACUGUGGAUAUACUAGUGCAAACUGGUGUGGGCAAGACAGUGAACUCUUUCAGGAAACACGACGUAGCUGGAGAGGUGGCAAAAAACCUUGUAGCCAAAUGGAAGAAAUUGGUUCCCCAGGCUGCAGACAGACCCAGCAGCCACGACAGAGAGGCGCCUCGGUCACACUCAUACCCUCGAGGUCCAUUAGCGAGCAGUGGAGAAGGCCACAAACGCACCCGGGAGCCCUCACCUGAGGAUGAGCCCUCCUACAUGGAAGAGGAGGAAGAGGAGAGGGGCUACCCCACCAACUACUCACCCUCACCUCCUCAACAAGAGCAAUACAGUCCUCCGCUGCGAGGAGGCUAUGUGUCAGACGAGUAUGAGAGCCCUGAACCUGAACCUGAGCCUGAACCUGAGCCUGAACCAAGUCCUCAACCAAGUCCUCCACCUCCUCCUCGCAAAGAAAUCCGCCAAGCCAAACCUCACAGAGAACCCAGCAAGAACCACCACCAUGGUGACCGGAACAGGGACAGAGACGAGGAACGACGGCAACGUCACGCUCAGACAAGUAGUGAUCGAGGAGGAGGAGGAGGUGGUGGUGAAGGAAAGAAACGUGGUACAGACAGAGAGAGACAGCAAAGUCCGGUACAGAAGCCUGGGAAACACAGCAAGAAGUCCAGCACACACGAGAGCAAGAGGGAAGAGAAGAAGAGAGGAGGAGAUGAGGUGCGUUCACGAGCACCAAAGGACUCUCUGCCCAAAGAAGAGGAAGAGUACUUUGAGACUCCAACCAUGUCCUUCGAGUCCUUCCUCACAUACGACGCCCCGAUAUCUGCCAAGAAGAAGAAGAAACCACCACCACCAUCGUCGCACAGUCGGCCGCCUCACUCGUCGUCCUCCACUGUGUCUUCCCAUCACACACGCAGCCCUCCACCCUCUGUGAUCCCAUCCUCCUCCUCCUCUUCCUCAUCCUCCUCUAAAGUGAGCAAAGCAAACGGCGCUCAGAGUAACAAGAGGACACAUUCAAGCUCUGGUUCAUCAGCUGCUGCACCGACACCGGAAAAACGGAAGAGGGUGGUGGAAGUCGUUCCGUCUCUGCCUGACAUUCCUCUGCCAGCAAUUCAACCCAACUACAGACCGCUGCCCUCCAUCGACGUCACACCGCUGUCACCGCAGAGGCGUAAAGUUCCUGUCCACAACGACGAGGAGGACUCUGGGUUCACGGGGAAACGGUUCAACUCCAAAAUGGUGGUGUACUCGGGGUCGAAGACUGCUUACCUGCCCAAGAUGAUGACUCUGUACGAGCAGUGCAUCCGCGUGCUGCAGAACAACAUUGAUUCCAUCGCUGAGGUGGGAGGUGUACCAUUCGACAUCCUGGAACCGGUUCUGGAGCGAUGCACGCCAGAGCAGCUAUACCGCAUCGAGCUGAGCAACCAGUGUUUUACGGAAGACUCGGAUGAGCUUUGGAUGCGUCACUGUCAGCGAGACUUCAAGCGCGAGUCUCCUCAGGAAUUUGAGUCGUGGAGGGAACUGUAUCUGAGGCUGCACGAUGAGCGCGAGGAGCGACUGAAGAUGCUAACGCAGAACAUCUCCUCCGCACACGCCAACAAACCCAAAGGGCGGCAGGUAAAGAUGGCAUAUGUAAAUUCUGCCGCUAAGCCGCCUCGUGACGUUCGCCGCCGACAGGAGAGGUUUGGUACUUCCAGUGGUUUGUCAACAGCUGCCUCCACUGCAGCUCCCAUCAAAAUAAGACCAGUUACUACAGACUUUUCUGGUGAGUCCAGUCACUCGUCUUUGUCCCAACAUCAGCCUCCCAGCUCGUCCCGCUCUUCUGCACCAGGAGGUGGAGGACACGUCGCUCGAGAAAAGCCACAGGUCAAAAGAAUCGCCCCCAUGAUGGCCAAAACUAUCAAAGCAUUCAAGAACAGAUUCUCCCGCCGAUAGUGAAACAGAGACUGAAUGUAUUUUAUGAAUUCCAUCUGUGUUUUUAAUUUAAGUUUAGAAACAUUUAACUGGAGACUCUUUCAUCCCUACACACACACACACACACACACACACACCCUCUCACACCAAACAUAACACACAUGAACUUUACAGUAUUGGUGGAAAGUUUUUUAUUUUUUUUAUUUGAAGCAUUGGCGUCUGUUUGUGGGGCUCUUUGAAUUAGUAUUUAAAUUAUGAAUAAUGGUUAAAGCGUGUGAGGUCUAAAAAGGAAAUUAUGAACUUUUUUUUUACAGGAUGCAAAAGGACAUAACGAUAACGAUAUAUAUAUAUAUUUUUUUUUUUUAAAAAGGAGACGUUUUUUGGGAAAUACACUUGACUUUCUUGCCUGGAUUUAGAUGAAAGAUUUGAUACCAAGCAUUUGUCUGUAUGUUGGAAAUUAAGCUACUAUCAGCUUCUAGCUUAUCUUGGACUGAAAAUUGGGGGCAAACAAUUAGCCUCGCUCUUCCCGGUAAUGACAUGCUACUGCAUAAGGUGGUGGUUCGUAUUACCAGGAGUAACUCUCAACUCUUCAAUCACAUAUUAGCCUUUUUUUUCUCAGUGGCCAUUUUGAUGCGGCACUGGAUGAAAAGCCACGUUUUACUGAUAACAUUAAUAAUAAUAAUGGUUCUGUUCUCUUCAUGUAGUUAGAACAGUGAGUCUGCCUAAACCCUGAAACCCGGGAAAGCUAAAUGGAACUCAGCCAUUGUCCAUUUUGUUAAUUAUACCUGUGCUUUUCCACUUUUCUUCAAAAUGGUUCGAUUGGAAAAAAGGCUAGUUGUGUUCAUUGAUAAUUUUAGAGGCACUAAUUGGUGCUUUUAAAUGCCUGCUUUAUACCCAUUUCUUUGCCCCAUGUUUCCAGUCAUUGUACUGAGCUAAGUCAAGUCGAUGCUGCUUGUUGCUUCAUAUUUCCAAUAAGCGUGCUAAGCUAAGUCGCUGCUGCAUAUGGCUUCAUGUUUCUCGCACAGACAAAAAGGGGUCGUCCUUCUCAUUUAAAUCUUGACAAGACAGUGGAAAAAGCCUAGUCAAACAUUCAGUGUGUGAGAAAGUCUCUGGGUUUUAAAGUUGCUGGGGCCUUUCUGUCCUCACACAGAUCGGUAUCUGGGUUAAUUGGAGACUCUAAAUUGACUGUAGGUGUGAAUGUGAGUGUGAAUGGUUGUCCCCCAAUAUUGAAACCAUGCGAUGGACUGUUGACCUCUCUUGGACAUAUCUUACCUUGUAUCAAUUUCAGCUGGGUUUGACCCCAGUUCCACUGGAAUCCUUAUAGAAUCAAGCAAUGUAGAGAAUGAAUGAAUGUUGAAAGGUUUACCUUAACAGGAGAGGGGGAAAGAACAUUGUUAUUUGAGUUUAUAGAGGAGAGACUUUUGUUCUUCUCUAUGACCAAAUGAAACACUACAAUAGGAAAAUGUCAAAGCUGUAUACGAUCUUGUUUUCUCUUAAAUUGCAUGAAUUGUGCACGUCAACGUUAGCUCCAUCCUCAAAUAUCAACGGGCUGGUGAAAGACUGCUUUUUUUUAACAACAAACAUGCAAUCUUUAAACAUGUUUUCGGUGCAUUUUUAAACGUGUAGGGAUAAAAUGAUAUCAUCUGUGAGCCGCACACGCACACACACACACACACACACACACACACACACAAAGGCAUUGUUGACUUAUUUUGACCCUCUGUGGCUUCAGACCCUGUUCUCCUGUUGUUAAACGUGUACGUCCCCUUUGUAUCUGCUUCACUGUGACACAUUUGCUUGAGCGAGGACUGAAGUGAAGGAAAAAAGACAAUAAGGAAAGAUGGCAGUCUGUCUUUGGCUUCAGUCUGCAACAAUGAUUAUGACAUGUAUUUAUUUUCAACACUGAGACCUGACACCCUGCCACACAAUGGGCCUGAAAGGAAGUAGAUUAAAAAUUGUAAUUUUAUUAGAUUUUAAAAAAUCUUCUGUGGUCGUUUUUAUUAAAAUUAACAUUUUGCCCUUGA
Molecule: messenger RNA, 4129 nt
Organism: Solea solea (common sole)
Lineage: Eukaryota; Metazoa; Chordata; Actinopteri; Pleuronectiformes; Soleidae
Gene: eloa
Product: elongin A
Exons: 12
Coding region: 90-2126 (678 amino acids)
Biological process (GO): transcription elongation by RNA polymerase II
Cellular component (GO): nucleus; elongin complex
Molecular function (GO): protein binding
Source: RefSeq, a predicted model, not a curated record